AUGAAGCGCCAAGACCAAGAUGCCCCUCCGUCCGCCGCCGCCCCGAAGCGCAGGAAGAGCCGAGGCCGGCGCAAGUCCAAGGCGGAGCGUCUGGCGCGCUCAGCGCCCGUGAAUUCCUCGCCUGAUAACCUCAACAAACUGCUGCAGGGAAGCUCCAGUCGCGAGUGGGAUGCGGCGCAGAGUCUCGCGCUCGGACUCACGCUGGAAGCCCGUGCGACCGUCGUGCGGGUGAUUUUGAAGGAACGGGAGGCCCCCCGAGCGGCGGCGCACUACGCUAAGCGCCUGGAUUUACGAGGCGAGGAGCUGCUGAGCUCCGUUACUUCUGGCUCGGAGAUUUCCCCUUUGGUCAUGGCCCAGUUCCUGGUGGAGCUGGACGAGCAGUCGCUGUCAACGCGCGAGAAGCUGCAGCGCUUUGUAUGGCCCUGGCUGCUGCAGUCAACGGAGCAGAGGGAGGACAAGGCUGUGGUUAAGGCGGCGGUGCACUUGAUGCUGCUUCCGACAGCCUCCGACGACACCAAGGUGCAGGACAAGAAGGAGCGGGGCUUGAGGAUGCAACGAGCGGUGGUGACGCAGUGCCUACAGACAGGGAAGCUGCUACAUCUGGUGCCGACUCAUGCACGUUCGUUUGUGGAUCAUAUGAAGAUAGCUUCAUCCGGCGCGGAGCUAGAUGACGAGAAGGAGGACGAAGCUAUGGAGAAGGAACUUCAACGGCGACAGCAAGUGGCUCGCCGUGUGCAGAAUGUGCUGCGCCUCCUGUGGCCUGAUGCGCGCGUGCCGCUCUUUGGUUCCUCGGUGACUCGAUUGCUGGAACUUCCUGAGGAUGAAGAGGGCGUGGCGGCUGAUGUGGAUAUGUGCGCAUUGUUGCCGUCUGCUGCUCAGUUCCGGCAGGAUACUGCGCCUCUGGUCACGGAAGUGAAGGAGCAUUUGACUCUUUACUUUCUGCCCGACAGCACCGAUGAAAAGGAACACGUCACUGCUGUUACGAGGGCGCGUGUCCCCAUUGUGAACUUCCGAGACCCGUCCAGCAACCUGCCGUGUGAUCUGUGCGUGAACAAUCUUCCUGCUCUCUGGAACACUCGACUGCUGCGACGGCUGUUGUACGGUGGAGCUAGUAUCGGGUCUACCGAGCAAACUCAACUUGAACACGUGAGGAAGCUCUGCAAGUGGCUGCGCAAGUGGCGCCACGCCAAGAAGCGCGUGGUCGGCGGAGCAGUGAGUUCGUAUGGACUGAUGCUCCUUGCGCUCUACUAUCUCCAACGAAUCAGUGUACUACCCGUCUUGGACUGUAGCGCCCACGUAGUCGAGGACGAGUCCAGUCUACGCGAGCUGACCGAAAGUGCCAUUGACGAGCGCCUCGAAGCCGUAGACAAGUCCUUUGUCUGCGUCGAGGAGCACGCUAAGCGUGCAGUGCAAGAUUGGCGGGCACUCCGGUGCGGCUUUUUCCGCUUCUACACUUGCGAAUUCGGCUACGAGCUCACGGUCGUUAGUCUUCGCACGAAAGAGGUCGUGACGAAGGCCAGCAAGGGGUGGUCUCGUCAAAACAACGCCCGGCUGUGCUUAGAAGACCCCGUGGAGAUCGAGCGCGACCUCGGAAAGCUCUGUUCCCGACUUGCUCUUGGUCGCUUACGCUGCGCGUUCGCGCAUGCUUGCGUUGUGCUGAGUAGAAAGGAUGAAGAGCAAGGCACCGAGUCUGUAAAGAACGACAUCGAGGCAGACCUAUUAGCCGCAUGGCCGUACGAGGACGACAACACUCCCGAGGAAACAGAAGAUGCGACUGUAGGUUCCGCUCUACAGAUGACUGUGGCUAAGGGGGAUAGCAGUGCCAGCUUCAACAGGAGUGGAGCGCUGCAUGGGCUUGGGAACCAGAGCUCAGCACGAGAAGCACGUGAAGCGGAGCGGCGCAUCAAGUUGCAACACUUUCUGGUGCUACGCGCGUUCAAUCUUCGACGGCCGAAGGAGACGCUGCACGAACAAUUCCAGUCGCUGCGGAAGCGAGUCGAGAGAAGCGAUCCUAAACAGUGUGGCGACUUCUUGGAGCUGGAUGAGCUGUGCGCUUACCUGUCCAUUCCACCGUACCGCCGUCUGCUGCUGGUGCAAGUGUUUGGCUUGGGUCCGAAGGAAACGCAACUGGGCUUCGACGACUUCGUGCGAUUUCUACAGUCAGCGGCGGUCCGAGCAGCCCAAGAGGAGCGUCAACGGCACGAGGGGGGCUUGCCUACUCCUCCACCUCGACCGUCCAGGUCACAGCAGCUCAGCGAAGCACUUGUCGCCUUCGACCCCGCCCGCGCACAUCAUGCAGUUGCACGAGCUCCUCCGGCUCCUGGUCUCUGGAAGAAGCGCGAAGUUACCAUCCAGGAGCGAAUCACCGAGUACACCAAGAUCGACGAAAAGGGCCAACCGCAGCGACUCGUGGAGAAGGAGCGGCACCAAACGGAGGUCCUGCACAUGGAGUCACUGGACGGCGAGUUUGCUCACCGUGAGAUCACGCAGUUCGAGCAAACGGAGCAUCUGAACGACGAGAUGGUGCACCUGGACCAUGGACGCGAGGAGUUCCUCCACCUCAAGUCCCGGCACGACGAGAUCUCGCGGUUUGAGUCUUCAGUUCCGCCGGGCGGACCAGGUGGCGGCGGUCGCCCCGAGGAAUGCGAGCAGCAACCACCUUCGCCAUCCAUUAAGCCAGCACCUGGAUCAGCACGAGAAAGCACCGGCUUUGAGAAUACCCAAGCAGAAGCCCAGACGGCAGCGUACGCGGAGUGUUGGGAGCAACAGGAGGACGCACCACAUGCCUAA
Phytophthora sojae is the source of this 2790-nucleotide messenger RNA. RefSeq lists its product as hypothetical. The coding region runs from base 1 to 2790 and encodes 929 amino acids. The transcript has 2 exons. The record is from RefSeq and is a predicted model, not a curated record. Lineage: Eukaryota; Oomycota; Peronosporomycetes; Peronosporales; Peronosporaceae. Gene Ontology annotation, molecular function: nucleotidyltransferase activity. Gene Ontology annotation, biological process: RNA 3'-end processing.